UUGAUGACGACGGGUUGUGACGUCCAUUACGUGCUCGGAUGUCCACACGUGUCUUGUUUCGGGAUUCACGAGUUGUACUGCUGUUCUGUAAAUAUAUCCGAAUAUUCACUAAAAACUUUGUUUAUAGCCAUAGACUUUAACAACAACCGACAUGGGCAAAAAGUUAAAAGUUGGGAAGACUAGGAAAGAUAAAUUCUACCACCUAGCGAAGGAGACCGGUUACCGGUCUCGUUCCUCCUUCAAGCUCAUCCAGCUCAACCGUAAAUAUCAGUUUUUGCAGAAAGCGCGGGCACUCUUGGAUUUGUGUGCUGCCCCUGGGGGUUGGUUGCAAGUGGCUUCAAAGUUCAUGCCAGUUUCUAGCCUGAUUAUUGGAGUUGACCUGGUGCCAAUCAAAGCCAUUCCCAACGUGGUCAGUCUCCAAGAAGACAUUACUACUGAGAAGUGUAGACAGGCCCUCCGGAAGGAGCUGCAGACAUGGAAGGUGGACGUCGUUCUGAAUGACGGUGCACCUAAUGUUGGGGCCAACUGGGAACAUGACGCCUUCUCUCAGGCUCAUCUCACCCUCAUGGCCCUCAAGCUGGCCUGUGAGUUCUUGGCCAAAGGAGGCAGCUUUAUUACCAAGGUGUUCCGCUCCAAGGAUUACCAGCCGCUGCUCUGGAUCUUCCAGCAGUUCUUCAAGAAGGUGCAGGCCACCAAGCCCCAGGCCUCACGUAAUGAGUCUGCGGAGAUUUUCGUGGUCUGCCAGGGUUACCUGGCUCCAAAUAAAAUUGACAACAAAUUCUUUGACCCGAAACAUGCCUUCAAGGAGGUGGACGUUCAAGCCAAGACUGUGAAGGAGCUGAUUCCCGUGAAGAAACCCAAGGCUGAGGGCUACGCCGACGGCGACCUGACACUGUACCACACCUUCUCAGUCACUGAGUUCCUUAAAGCUGAGAACCCAGUGGACUUCCUGAGCAAAGCCAGUGAGAUCACUUUUGACAACGCCGGGUUGACUUCUCACCGAGCCACAACCAAUGAGAUCAAAGAGUGCUGCCGUGACAUUAAGGUCCUGGGCCGCAAAGAGCUUCGACUUCUGCUGAACUGGAGGGGAAAGCUCAGGAAAUUCCUGGCUAAAAAACUGAAGGAUGAAGCUAAGGAACUUGAACAGGACAUGAGCUUCAGCUCCAGUGAUGAGGGGGAAAAUGCAGAGAAGGAGAGCAAGAAGGAACCUAAGAAGAGCACAGAAGAGGAUGAGGAGGAUGCGGAGAUGGAGAAGAAGCUGGCUGAGCUCAAAGAAGAGGAGGUGGCUGAGCUGCGGAGAAAGAAGAGGAAGUUGCUGAAGGAGCGGAGGAAGCAGAGGGAAAGGGUGGAGCUGAAGAUGGACCUGCCCGGUGUCUCCAUCGCCGACAACAACGACUCCUCCAUGUUCUCCCUUCACACCAUCAACAAAGCCAAGGCUCUGAGUGAGUUUUCCCGGGGAGACAUGAAGGCCGCAGACGCGGCUGUGGACGAGGAGGACCGGGAUGACGACGUGUACCUGUCCGACGGCGACAGCGACAAGAUGUCCCUGGCGUCGGACCUGGAUCCUGACGACCUGGAAGAUAUUGAGCAAAGACAAAAACAAAUGGAUGCAAAGAAGGGGAAGAAAAAAGUGUCUUUCAAUGUGGAGGAAGAGGAGGAGGAAGGGCAGGGCAAUGAACUGCUGGUGGAUCUGGAGGGGAAAGAGGAAAAGAGGGAUUCUGAGACCAGUCUGUGGUUUAGCAAGGAUAUCUUCUCUGAGCUGGACCUGGAUGCCGAUGCCGACAGAGAGAUCCGACAGGCGCAGAGGCUGCAGAGCAGGCCGUCCGGCGAUAAAAGCAGGAAGCGGAAGGCGGUGGAGGAAGAAGCUGCAGCAGAGCGGGAGGAGGCGGGGCCUUCGCGGGAGGCGGGGCCUUCGCGGGAGGCGGAGGGGAGCGAAGGGAGCAGCAGCGACUCGGACGACAGCAGCGAUGACGAGAGGGAGAUCGCCCACAUGAAGAAGGCUUCUGGGGGGCUGGCUGGAGCCGCCGGAGCUGAAGAUGAUGGGGACUUCCAGGUGGUACCGGUGGAGAGCACAAGUAAACGCGCUCGGAUCCUCGACCCCGAAGGCCUGGCGCUCGGCUCUCAAAUAGCCACGUCCAAGAAGAAGGAGAGGGACCUCAUCAAUGGCUCCUUUCACAGGUUCGCCAACUCGGAGGACAUGUGCGACAUCCCCGAGUGGUUAUUGGAGGACGAGAAGAAGCACCGACGUAGACCGGUGCCAGUCACCCCCGAGAUGGUGGAGGAGUACAAGCAGCGCUGGAAGGAGAUCAACGCCCGGCCCAUCAAGCGCGUGGCGGAGGCGAAGGCCCGCAAGAAGAGGAGGAUGCUGAAAAAGAUGGAGCAGGUGAAGAAGAAGGCGGAGGCAGUGGUGAACACCGUGGACAUUUCCGAGCGGGAAAAGAUGGCUCAGCUGAAAAGUAUUUACAAGAAGGCGGGCGUCGGGAAGGAGAAGCGGGAGGUGACCUACCUGGUGGCCAAGAAGGGGGCCGGCAGGAAGGUCCGGCGACCCGCCGGCGUCAAGGGAUUCUUCCGCGUCGUGGAUGGGAGGAUGAAGAAGGACAUGAGGGGCGAGAAGAGGAAGGAGAGGCGGGGAGGGGGCAAGGGGGGCAAAGGGAAAAAGGGGGGUAAGGGAACGAAGGCAGGGAAGGGACAUGCAAACAAGAAGUAACCCACCCCCCAAUGUCUGCAGUGUGCAGAGGACAAUAAGAGUGGAACUGGGAGAACUGGUGACGCUAUAGAGCCCCUCAGCGUGGCUUGCUGGGACAUGACACUGAGCAAGAGCACAAACUCUACUUGUCGUCUUGCCCCUGAAGGUACCCCUAAGAGAUGGGAGAUUGUUCCCUGUUUGCCUGACUGUCCGAGUCUCAGCCUCGUAACUGAUUACAGUCAGUGUUGUUAUGAGUUUGUAUGCUGGGUUUAUGAUGCAUAGAAAUGUCCUCCCCAUUCACUCGGCCUUUCGGCCUGGUCUUCAGCUGUAAAUUCUUUCUUAACAACUCGAACAAUAAACUUCUCUUUUACAUGAA
Molecule: messenger RNA, 3062 nt
Organism: Paramormyrops kingsleyae
Lineage: Eukaryota; Metazoa; Chordata; Actinopteri; Osteoglossiformes; Mormyridae
Source: RefSeq, a predicted model, not a curated record